UCCAGAAUUAUUUGCUGUGUUUAACUUGACUUUGGCGCUGUGGCUGCAAGGGAGGGAGCUGUAGCUAUUUAAAGAGGGUCAUCUUGUCCCGGAUAAAUAACAGAGGGUCCACUGCGUUGACUAAGCGCCUCUAAAUGGUCUUCAUCCUGCACCGUGCGUCUGUCUGUGGCUACUUAUUGUGUUUUAGUCCAGACUGACGCUGCUUCACUGCUGUGACAACCCUGCGUCAACCACACUCACACCAGCAUCAGCUCUUCUCUGAGGGCUUCGUCCGGUUUGUUAUUUUUCUGGGAUACGUGAAAAAUGGGUAAAGAUUACUACAAAACGUUGGGUAUCUCUAAAGGAGCCACAGACGAGGAUAUAAAGAAAGCUUACAGAAAACAAGCGCUGAAAUGGCACCCGGACAAAAACAAGUCUGCAGUCGCCGAGGAGAAAUUUAAGGAAAUCGCUGAGGCAUACGAAGUCCUCAGCGAUCCGAAGAAAAGGGAAAUUUAUGACCAGUAUGGAGAGGAAGGUCUCAAGGGAGGAAGUGGACCCACCAGUGACGGACAGGGCAGCACUUUCACCUACACCUUCCAUGGGGAUCCUCACGCCACCUUCGCCACUUUCUUCGGUGGUUCAAACCCCUUCGAGAUGUUCUUUGGGCGUAAAGCCAACGGGCGAGACGAUGAGGACAUGGAGGUGGACGGAAACGACCCUUUCGGCUCCUUCACCAGCUUCAACCUGAACGGCUUCCCUCGGGACGGCCACAUCGGCCUGGGAGGGCAGCAGCGCCGGAAGCAGGACCCGGCUAUCAUCCACGAACUGAGGGUCUCCCUGGAGGAGGUCUUCCACGGCUGCACCAAGAGGAUGAAAAUCUCUCGCAAAAGGCUAAAUCCAGAUGGCAGGACCAUGCGCAACGAGGAUAAGAUUCUCACUAUCGAGAUCAAGCGGGGCUGGAAAGAGGGAACCAAGAUCACGUUCCCACGGGAGGGAGACGAGUCGCCAAACACCAUUCCUGCUGACAUUGUUUUCGUCAUCAAGGACAAGCCACACCCUCACUUCAGGAGGGAAGGCUCCAACAUUGUGUAUCCUGUUCGCGUGAGCUUGCGACAGUCAUUGUGUGGAUGCUCGGUUACCGUGUCGACGAUAGACGGGAAGACGUGCAACAUGAAGAUCACAGACGUCAUCAAGCCCGGCUUGAGAAAGACUGUUGCUGGGCAGGGUCUCCCUUUCCCCAAAAACCCAGAGCAGAGAGGAGAUCUGGUGGUGGAGUUUGAUGUGAACUUUCCCGACACGUUGCCUGGCAACGCCAAGGACGUCCUGAAACGGCAUUUACCUGCUUAGGGCAAAGGACAUGGAUUGAAUGAGGGGAGAUAACCGCAUGACAGCACUCACCCUCAUUACCAAACACACAAACACACAAACAUACAAACACACAGGGACAGUUCUGACAGCUCACAGAUGGACCCCCUACUGACAAAUGUGCAAUUUCUAUUUUUGAGCUAUCUGUUGUUUUUAUAAAUACUGUGCAUGUUGCCAAGGUGAUACAGGUGAAAGACUGUCUGACUGGGUUGUUGAUAUCUGAAAGUACACAAUUUAUAUAUGUGGGUCUUUUCCACAAUCACUUUAUCUUUUUGUUUGUUGGAAAUAUUUGGCUGUGAAUGAGUCUACACUUACCAGACAGAACGUCCCAGUGACCCUGGAACAGCUGCAGUGCCAAACAGUACAUUUUCCUGCGCUCAUUUAGAUUUGACAGGUUUCAUUACUGACAUUUUGGAUGCUGUUUUAAAAUUUGUGUACAAGUUAAUAAGAGGAAAGUUGAGUGAACUAAUCGGGAUCGUCAUGUGUGCAUUUUAGAAACUUACAUGUUGAGAAUACUGAAGUUGAAUUUUAAAAUAAAUAUUUCCACAUGAACUGAU
Seriola aureovittata is the source of this 1901-nucleotide messenger RNA. It is a transcript of the gene dnajb4, whose product is annotated as DnaJ heat shock protein family (Hsp40) member B4. The record is from RefSeq and is a predicted model, not a curated record. Gene Ontology annotation, molecular function: protein-folding chaperone binding. The transcript has 3 exons. Lineage: Eukaryota; Metazoa; Chordata; Actinopteri; Carangiformes; Carangidae. Gene Ontology annotation, cellular component: cytosol. Bases 304 to 1326 code for a protein of 340 amino acids.